Messenger RNA from Hirsutella rhossiliensis, 1107 nucleotides. Its product is annotated as cytoplasmic tRNA 2-thiolation protein 2 domain-containing protein. Gene Ontology annotation, cellular component: cytosol. The transcript has 3 exons. Gene Ontology annotation, molecular function: sulfurtransferase activity; tRNA binding. The record is from RefSeq and is a predicted model, not a curated record. The coding region runs from base 1 to 1107 and encodes 368 amino acids. Gene Ontology annotation, biological process: tRNA wobble position uridine thiolation. NCBI's taxonomy places the organism in Eukaryota, Fungi, Ascomycota, Sordariomycetes, Hypocreales, Ophiocordycipitaceae.
AUGGCCAGCUCGCCGGGAAACGCAACCAGCGCCCCUUGCAACCGCUGCAAGGACCCCGCCGCGCCUCAUACGCUGCGCAACUACCCGACCUGCCGAAACUGCUACGUCGACUAUGUCGAAGCCAAGGCGGGCAGGCGUCUCGGCGCCCUGGCCAGGGACACGAGGACCUCUGCCAGGCCCGCCCCCCGCAAGUAUCUGGCCGGCCUGUCCUUUGGGCCCUCGUCCACCGCCAUGACAAACGUUCUCGAUGGCAGCGCAAGGUUUCACUCGUCAAGAAAGUCUUCGCCUGCCUUUGAGCCUCUCGUCGUCCAUGUCGACACCAAUCUGUCUCACGCUGGCCCUGCACAGGACACGACUGCUCACAAACUCCUGGCAAGAUACCGUGAGCGGUUCCCCAACGUGACGUUUGAGUAUGUGCACUUGAGCCAAGCGCUACGCAUCAAGUCCAUGGAUUGGUCUUCGUUGCUACGAGCCGGGGACAGGGCCGACCACGACACUCACCGGUUGCGAGCAUUCCUCGACUCCUUGCCGUCGGCGACGUCCAGGGCAGACAUGUUGCGCCUUCUGGUCCGCAACCUGCUGCUGGACAUGGCGCUCGACAGGUCUUCCUCGGCUCUUCUCCUGGGGCACAGCACGACGGCACUCGCCUCGCUGACUCUCUCCGAGGUUGCAAACGGCAGGGGGUUCACCAUCCCGUGGCAAAUCAACGACGGCCCGUACAGGAUGCACGUCUACUAUCCACUACGCGAGAUCCUGAGAAACGAAAUCAUGCUGUAUCUAGACCUGGUACCGUCGUUGCGUGACCUCGUGCCCGCCGACGACGCCUCGUCCACCAGUGUCGUCUCGCACAAGGACUUGAGCAUCGACGAGGUCAUACGGAGGUACUUUGACGGCGUCGAAGGCCCGUACUCGGGCAUAGUGACCAACGUCGUGCGGACGACGGGCAAGCUAGACAGGGCCACGGGAUCGGACGGCUGUCCAAUGUGUGGCAUGGGUGUAGAUGAGCAAGGAGACUCGCGGUGGGCCGGAGAGCUCGGGGACGACGACGCGAAGCCGGGUAGCUGGACAAGGCUGUGCUACGGCUGCAAGCGGACCAUGGGUGGAUGA